AUGGUUUUCUACGCCCCUUUGCAAGCGGCUGCGAUCGAUCAAGAAAAUGAAGACUACGAUAAAGUGGCCGUGAGAACUCCCAGAAUAGGCAUUUCUCGUCGAUAUCUUCUCCUGUUUUUCCUGUGUAUGAUGGCUUCGCUAGUCUUUGGUGUUGAUCUGGGUUGGCAACUGGGCUCUUAUUACACGGCCAAGGAGCAGCAGCUAUAUCAAUCCUUGGGUCUUCUGUCAGAUCUCGGCGAGCUUAAAACAACUUUUCAAUAUGAACGGAUAUACAGUGAAAUACCAUCCAAUGUAUCCAACGCCGCAUGGAAAGAGAUAUUCCCUGCACGAGGUGGAUUCUUUAGACACCCCCAUCUAACACCGGACGGCGCGGGGCUGGCUGUUUUCCAUCAAUUACAUUGCUUGGACAAUAUCCGAAGAGGAUACUGGCUGCAUGCAGAUGACAGGCGGCGUGAUAGCCCUCACCACAUCACCCCAGCUCAUAUCCGGCACUGCAUUGACUACCUGCGACAGUCACUCAUGUGCCACGCAGACACAAAUAUUGAACCUAUCGAUGAAACCCUGCAAGGUGUGCGUGGGUUCGGUGUUGAACACAAAUGUCGCGAUUUCGAUACUGUACGUGAUUGGGUUUCUAAAUGGGAAGAUGGACUUGUAGAGUAA
Molecule: messenger RNA, 660 nt
Organism: Talaromyces marneffei
Lineage: Eukaryota; Fungi; Ascomycota; Eurotiomycetes; Eurotiales; Trichocomaceae
Exons: 3
Coding region: 1-660 (219 amino acids)
Biological process (GO): mycotoxin biosynthetic process
Source: RefSeq, a predicted model, not a curated record